Molecule: messenger RNA, 396 nt
Organism: Rotaria sp. Silwood2
Lineage: Eukaryota; Metazoa; Rotifera; Eurotatoria; Philodinida; Philodinidae
Source: the annotation of a GenBank genome assembly
AUGAUAGCUAAUCGAUUAGUUGGUCUUCGUAAUCAACUUGGAUGUUGUUUUAGUAUAAGUGGCUCUCUUUUUCAAGUAUCAUCAAUAACAAAAUCAGUUUUAUCGUCACUAUCGAAGACACCAUCAUUGGCUAUUCUACCAGUCUCUUAUUUGCAAAACAAAUAUAUUAGUGAUUUAUUUCGUAAGUCAGGUGUAUUACGUGAACAACGUUUGACUUUAAUUAAUGAAUUAGUUAUGAAUCGUUUAAUGGCUGCCAAUCGAGAAGAAUUAUUAUGUCGAGUUAUAAUAGCUAAACCAUUAGAUGAUAAAUUACGUAAUGAACUUGAUUUGAUAUUACAACAAUUUAGUAAAAAAGGUGAAAAACUUAAUAUUAAAUAUUCUUCUCUUUUAUUUUAA